UUCUGACGUGAUCCGGACCGGAGAAGUGCAAGUGCGGAGAAGUCGAGAACGUGGUUGCGGACAGGAAUAAUGGAAAUCAUCUGUUCCAAAGAACUGUUCUGAUCAUGAGAAGUGAGAUUUGAUAUCAAAGUUCUAUUGGCAAGGAAGGUUAAACGCAUAUUAUAGUGCUGCAAAUGGGAACAUAGGGUUAUACGCGAUAGGUGCCGUGUUCGUUGGUUAGGAAAGGCGAGCGGCAGAGCGGCCUUUUUCCAAAAAAUGGAUUUAAUUAUUGGACAUCAGAGGAUGAAGCUCUCCAAUUUGUUCAUGAGGUCAAUCUCAAAUUUCUUGCCAAAUACUUCUAUUGGGUCAGUUCGUUGUCUUUGUUACGCUAGUACGAGACUAGAAAAAAUAACACUCGCAGGAGACGAUCCUAAUUUCGGGACGAGAUUACCUAAUUACCAAACAUUUAGAAAUUAUUCUCUCGUAAAUCAAAGGCUUUUUAAAGAUGCAUUCUGUGAAUUCGAACCUAGAACAGUUCGAAAUUAUACAACAGAAACUCCAAAGAAGGAGUCAACUGAGCCUAAACCAUCUAUUUUCCAAAGGAUGAAACAGAUGUCAAAAGAUUAUUGGCACAUCCUAAUUCCCGUGCACGUAGCCACUUCUCUCGUAUGGAUUUCGAUAUUCUAUAUUGCUGUUAAAAAUGGCGUGGAUAUCGGAGAAAUUUUUAAAUAUUUAAAUCUUAGUGAAACUUAUGUGGAGAAGAUACGUAAUUCGAAAGCGGGGCACUGGGCAGUGGCUUAUGCCUUGUUUAAAGUCUGCACUCCAAUUAGAUACACUGUCACAAUUGGAGGAACGACAAUGACGAUCCGGUACUUCAAUAAAUGGGGGAUAAUGAAAUUCAAAACGCCCGAAAAAAUGAAGCCUGCUUGUGAAGUUUUACGAUAUGCUGUCAAGUAAAAGUAUGGCACAGCGAAAGGCAAGAUUCGGGAAAACCGAUGUCAAAACGAAAACGGCUACUGACCCGCCAAAAACGUAGCAUUGGAUUUUCCGUUCCAGUCGCUGGAACACGGUAUGAAUGGGGUAUAUUCGUUGAAAAUAAUUAUUUUGCGCAAAUGUGUAUUUUUACAUGAUGGAACCUAAAACAAGGAAUGUACAAACUUCAAAAGCUUACUAGAUAGUAUCUUGUCUUUAUUAACCAGUGGCAAUAAUCACCUAACGCACCAUACAUGUGUUUAAAUAAAAUUGUACUUUUUAUCUACAAAUAAUCCCCUGUCAAGGAUUCAAAUAGAAUUAUCAACUAUAUCCGUAAAUUUUCAGAAAAAAAAAAAAAUAGAAAAAAGAAAUAAAUGUGAGAACAGUUAAGGU
This is a messenger RNA of Belonocnema kinseyi, 1344 nucleotides long. RefSeq names its product protein FAM210A. The record is from RefSeq and is a predicted model, not a curated record. Gene Ontology annotation, cellular component: mitochondrion. Lineage: Eukaryota; Metazoa; Arthropoda; Insecta; Hymenoptera; Cynipidae. The transcript has 7 exons. Bases 256 to 936 code for a protein of 226 amino acids.